Messenger RNA from Orbicella faveolata, 3944 nucleotides. Its product is annotated as palmitoyltransferase ZDHHC5-A-like. The record is from RefSeq and is a predicted model, not a curated record. Lineage: Eukaryota; Metazoa; Cnidaria; Anthozoa; Scleractinia; Merulinidae. Gene Ontology annotation, biological process: protein palmitoylation. Gene Ontology annotation, molecular function: palmitoyltransferase activity.
UAAUUGGCUUGGUAUUUCAUGGAAAAGAUAUAUCGAUCAGGCCGGGAAAAGGGAACAGAAAAAGAUGUCCCGCUCUCGGCCUUGUGAGAAGUUUUCUUCGCAACAAGUGCCUAUUAUAUGUGCAGCAGUACUCCUCAUUGGAACUACAACGCUGUUUUUCGUAUUCGUAUGCCCGCAUUUGACAAAGGAAUAUUCUGUUGCCAUCCCCAUCUACGAUGGAAUCGUUACUUUGAUAGUGUUAGCCAGUUUUGCCAAUGCUUCGGUGAAGGAUCCAGGCGUAAUUCCGAGAGAACAAUCACUGACUGACCAAGAAGAUGACUUCAGAGUUCCCUUGUACAAGAAUGUUGACAUAAAUGGAAUUACAGUCCGUAUGAAGUGGUGUGAUACUUGCAAGUUUUACAGGCCACCACGCUGUUCACAUUGUAGCAUAUGUAACAAUUGUAUUGAGAAUUUUGAUCAUCACUGUCCUUGGGUAGACAACUGCAUUGGCAAGAGAAACUAUAGAUAUUUCUUUUUCUUUGUGUUUUCUUUAUCAAUUCACAUUAUUUCAGUGUUUAUAUUCUCGUUGAUGUUUGUUCUUGAAAAAAUGGGUGAGCUCGCAGAGGUAGCUGUUCCAAUAGCUAUCAUGGUGGUUUGUGGAUUGACAUCAAUUCCUGUUAUCGGAUUAACAGUCUUCCACAUUGGCCUUGUUGCCAUGGGACGCACAACAAAUGAGCAGGUGACAGGGAAGUUUCGUAGUGGGCAUAAUCCUUUUGACCAAGGCUGCAAGAAAAACUGUGUCGGCACACUUUGUUCCUCACAGUACGCCAAGUAUGUGGGCUACAUGGAAAGUUUAGCAAGGCAAGUUACCAAGCAAGACACAAAAAAAGAUAAAAGGAAGGAUAAAGAAAAGGAAGCUAAAAACCAAACAGAUGGCACUGAAUUAUCAGAAGUUAAAGUUGAGGUGGCAUCUAACCACACUAACCAGCAUUCUCAGGAUGGAAUCAAGAACAGCAGUGGCAAGAAUAGCCAGCAAACAAGAGAGCAGGAUGGCAGGUCACUGCGACCAGAUUCAUUUGCGGCUGCUGUUAACACAGGUCCUCGUGUAUCUGCUACAUAUGUGAAGUCAAGUAGAAAUGGAAGGACGAUAAGCGGUAGCCGAGAAGUCACAGUGUGAUUUCAUGUUAACCCUCAAGCACUGGACCAGAUGCUGCAUUCCAGUGCAACAAGUGCAAUCUUUGAAUGCUGCAAAUUUGAUGGCUGGAUCUUCACAUGAAUCCCCUGCAAGACCAUUCCGAACCUACAAGAUAGCAAACAAAAUGAUGUUUGCCCACGCACAGGGGCAGUUCUGCAGGGUGGAAAGAAAACAGACAAAGUGGUUACUUCAAGAUUCUUUGCUUGGAAAUUUAUCCCUUGCCAGUGGUCAUACCAGGUGAUAUUUUCUGGAGCAUGCUUUGUAUUCAAGGAAAGAAUUUCUCUUUCAUGUCUUAACAGCAAAGGGGAGCAGAAUGGUUGUCUAGAAUUUGGGAGGGGUUUUUGUGUUCAAAUUGCAAAAUUGUCCACAUUUGUUCGUGGCCGAACACAAAGAAAUUAUGAACUAUUCAGCAUCCUUUUAGAUUGAUUAAAUGAAGACAUGCAGUUUCAGGGAAGAGAAUUUGACAGCCACAACCUAAAAAGCAGCAUGCUGGUAUUUAGAGGGUUGUAUCCCAAGAUGGGUCAUAAGGUAAAACUGUCCGAUAUUCUGCUGUUUUAUAAAGUUGAUGUAGAGUACAAUAUACCAUACAAUAGGGUAAAGCUAGUUUAAUGCAUACCACAUGCUGACAUCAAUAGUGAGCGCUGUUAUUGGUAAAUCAUUAUCCGGCAAUAUUAUUGUAAAUAAUUUACAAACUGUUGUACAUAAUCAGUUAUUGCUGAUAGUGGUGUGUAGUUUGAUUUCUAUUGUUGUGCUACAGGAAUCAAAUACAUUGUAGGUGCAUUAUAUUGUAGUUUUGUGACAACGAUGUUAAUAUUUCUAGUUGUUGUUUUUGUUGUUGUUAUUGUGAAGUUGCAGUGCAAGUUUUCCAAUGAUGCCAGCCAAGUAAAUUCUUUGUAAUUUGACCAACUGUAUGAAUGUUAAAAGGAUAUAAUGGUCUCGGAUUUAUUAGUUCUGUAGUGCAUGGCUUUCUUAGAGGGAUAAAUUGAUGGAAAUCUAUUGUUAGCACCCAAGGCUGGAGGAAUCACACUGUAACAAUAAAUUUGUUACUGACCAUGUAAUAAUUUGUUACAAAAUUGAAUUUUAUAAGGUAAUGUUAUGCAGCUGAUAUGUAUUGUUGAAACAUAAUAAUUGGUCCAACUCUUCACUGUGUAAAUUUUGUGGACAUCAUUUUGAACACAGAUCCUCUAUGAUUUUCAGUGAGAGACCACUAAACUUACUGGGAAACAACUAAUUAACACUUAGAUUUAUGAGCUCGAGAUUUCUAUCAUGCAUAGAAAUCAUGAGUAAAUACAAUCUAUUAACAUUGUUUUAGUGUAAAUCUACUAGUCGUUUAAAACUUAAACAAAAUCUCCUCAACAGACACUUCAAAAAUGCAAAGAAGCAACCAGCAUUUUGUCAACAACCGCACACUGCUAGGCUACUCACUAUCUACAGCAGAAUAGUUAGUGACCAGCAUAGCCAAAUAUUAUAAGAGAACAGCAUUCGUAAGAGAACACUAUUAGAUUUAUGCUAAUGACAUAUAGAACAUGAGAACAAAAUAUGGAGAACAUGCACAUAAUUUGUACCAUCACUAUGUUACAUACAUAAGUGAGUUUUAAUAGAGCCGGAGGAUGCUGUUGUUCUCACUUGAAUCUUCUAUCACUAUGAAAGUGGGGUGGUUAAAGCAAGCUAGCUGCAGUGAAAACCACCAAGUACCUUGUGAUCCCGGCCAGCUACUCUGCUGGGAUGUUCAUGUGAUUCUUAAAAGAAAGAUGACAAAAUCCACCUCCUACUCCACCAUAACAGCCACCUACUUCAAGAGUUUGUAAUAACCCGACAAAAGCUAAUAUUUCUUCCUUUUUCUUACUUCCACAUACACUAAAUAAACAAACACUUGAAUGGACAGUUAUAAAGUGUGUAAAAAUUGCCACUUUGUGGUUAUUGCUGCCGGGUUUUCAAGUAAAUCUAAGUUCUUUAUUUCUUUGUUAAACCGAGGGCAUAUUUUUACACAAUUCAGUGAUUAUGUGCUUUUAGGGGGGCUUUAUUUGUUGGUAUUCAAUGAAAUAUUUAUGUACCUGCCCUCAAUUGUUCAAAGGGUGGAUAGUGCUAUCGACUAGAUGAACCUUCAUCCACUGGAUAGUAGGGACCACUGAGACCUUUUCAUAGUGGUAGGGCUACAAAAUCUGGCCAAGACAAACAAGCAUUUUGGGUCACUGUGGCUCCAUUUAUCAUACAUUAUCCAUGUCAUCUGGAGCCCUAAAGGAUCAACCCAAGCAGAGUGCCAGGGCUGUAGCUCUAGUAACCCCUUCCCCACUGCAGUCCCUGGAUAGUGAUUUACCCUUUGAACAACUGGGGCGAGUUAAAAAUAGAUCUAUACUUUUCAAUCAGAGAGAAUUAGGAAUUUAAUGUAGUUAAUGCUUGAUAAGAAGACAGGGUGAAAAGUUAUUUUAUACUUUAAUCACCCUGAAACGAUUAUAAAAUAUUUUGUAACUAAUCUUAAUAAACACAAACACAGCAUCAGGGGCGGGCAUCUCGUUUAUUGAUACAGCGAGCAUUUACAUCACCAUAAAGAAAUUACAGCAGUGAAUAAACCAUAAAGCAAAGUUGAAAGAGAUGCCUUCGAGUGGCUCUUGCAUAACUUACAAAAUCUUAAAUAACCUAAUAGCCCCUAGGGAUUCAUCAUACCUGCAAGCACGCCUAAAGUACUUCUACAGUUAACAGGAAUUAUACAUGACAAACAUACUCCAAUGUCAUUAGCGAAACGUUACAAAAUAUAUUUCUGCUCGUCUAA